Molecule: messenger RNA, 549 nt
Organism: Chaetura pelagica (chimney swift)
Lineage: Eukaryota; Metazoa; Chordata; Aves; Apodiformes; Apodidae
Gene: PSMB3
Product: proteasome (prosome, macropain) subunit, beta type, 3
Exons: 5
Biological process (GO): proteasome-mediated ubiquitin-dependent protein catabolic process
Cellular component (GO): proteasome core complex, beta-subunit complex; proteasome core complex
Source: RefSeq, a predicted model, not a curated record
GCCGACCGGCGCUUCGGCAUCCAGGCCCAGACCGUCACCACCGACUUCCAGAAGAUUUUCCCUAUGGGAGAAAGACUCUACAUUGGGUUGGCAGGACUGGCCACGGACGUGCAGACCGUAGCCCAGAGGCUGAAGUUCAGGCUGAAUCUCUAUGAGCUGAAGGAAGGCAGGCAGAUUAAACCUCAGACUUUCAUGAGUAUGGUUUCCAAUCUGCUCUAUGAGAGACGGUUUGGACCUUACUACACAGAACCAGUCAUUGCUGGGCUGGACCCCAUCACACACGAGCCCUUCAUCUGCUCCCUGGACCUGAUCGGCUGCCCCAUGGUGACCGAUGAUUUCGUGGUCAGUGGCACCUGCUCCGAGCAGAUGUAUGGGAUGUGUGAGUCCCUCUGGGAGCCCGACAUGGAACCUGAGCACCUCUUUGAAACCAUCUCGCAGGCCAUGCUGAACGCUGUGGACAGAGAUGCCAUCUCUGGCAUGGGGGUGGUGGUGCACAUCAUAGAGAAGGACAAGAUCACCACCAGGACCCUGAAGGCUCGGCUGGACUAG